This is a messenger RNA of Fusarium redolens, 2788 nucleotides long. RefSeq lists its product as uncharacterized. Gene Ontology annotation, cellular component: nucleus. Gene Ontology annotation, molecular function: zinc ion binding; DNA-binding transcription factor activity, RNA polymerase II-specific. The record is from RefSeq and is a predicted model, not a curated record. Bases 221 to 2464 code for a protein of 747 amino acids. Gene Ontology annotation, biological process: aromatic amino acid catabolic process; positive regulation of transcription by RNA polymerase II. The transcript has 4 exons. Lineage: Eukaryota; Fungi; Ascomycota; Sordariomycetes; Hypocreales; Nectriaceae.
CUGGACAAGCUCUCCCCCGGAUAUUCAGAAAAGCCGGAACCAAGAAUUGCGUCGGAACAUUGAAGAUGCUUCCGGCACCAUCCACACGUACCAUCUACCAUUAGCCGAACUCCAAAUAACGCCGCCGCCGAAGUAUACGGUCAAGUUCACUAAGCGGCAGUCAGGCAGGCGUUUGUCAUGGGGCCAAAAGCUGGAGUAACACUGCUCGGAUAACUCGAACAUGACGGAUCACAACGGCAACGACGGCUGGCAGGGCCUGCAGCUUGGCUUCGUCCCUAUCAACCAAGCAGACUCACCUCCUGAAUCUAAACGACGCCGCGCGUACUUGUCUUGCGAACGUUGCCGUAAGCGUAAGACUCGCUGCGAGCCAGCAUCGGGCCAGAGGAAGCCGUGUAAGCGAUGCUCAACCGACAAUCAACUUUGUGAGUUCAGAGCGUCGCGAAGCACCAAGAGAAAGCUGUCGCUUCCAGCUGGAGAUGCUGAGCCAGUGUCGCGUCACAAUCAUACGUGCACCGAUAUCGACAUCCCAACUUCGACACCACUUGCGCCUCGAGACGUUCCAGUUCGCCCUCCCAAUGAGAAGGUAUACAUCGAUGACGUACUCGUCGCCGACUGCUCCCAGGGUCCAAGGACCACAACCGCACCAGACGCACGAGCACGGCUUAUUUCUACACAUAUACAUAAUGCAUCAGAUGCCCUAGACCUUCUCACAUUCGCCGCGAGCGGUUCUCUGGCCUACAACAGCCCUUCGGCCACGCCUAGCCGCGAAAGCCAAGUUUCAUCUGUUACCCCUCCGACUGCUAUCUCAGAUACACCCCUCAAUCUGGAUAGAGCAUGGAAAAGCUUUUCCCUCAUUAGAAAAGGAAUUGUAUCACAACAAGAAGUGAUGGACUACCUAGGCUUCUUCUUUGAUCGAUUAUGGCCUCUGAAACCAGUUGUACCGUCUUACUACCGCGAUAGGAGCACUUAUGGCCAGCUUGUUGCUGAGGAGCCUCUUCUGGUGGUCUGUCUCGUGACUCUCUCAUCGAGAUACUUUCCACUGCCCGGAGAUCAUGGUGAAAUCAGGUCCGAGCGUAUACACUGGCAAACGUGGAGGAUCCUCCAGCGAUCCCUCCAAUCCGUCAUGUGGGGGUCUACCACGACGCGCUCUCUUGGAGCGAUAGCGGCGAUGCUGCUUCUGAUCGACUGGCAUGUUAAGGCCAUUAAUAACCCGACUGACUUCACGGAAGGAGAUGAUGAAGCUCAUGAUUAUGCCGAUGGUCAUACAUAUGGUUCCAGGGUUUCGUCAAACAACACAGACUCACUCAUUGGACAGCGACGGUAUGGGAUGGUAUCACUAAUGGAAAAGCUGAAUAUUGUAUCUCCGGCAUAUCGGAGCAACAAGAUGUCAUGGAUCCUUCUUUCCAACGCCAUUGCUUUAGCCCACGAGGGCUGCUGCUUCCAGAACGAAUCGCCCGGCUCCACAGUCGCCUCCUCCAGUCUGGACUCUACCAAAAAAGAAUGGAACGGUCUUCUCUGUGUGUUCAUAUACCUCGCAGACGAAGGCCUCGCGACUCGCCUAGGUCUAGAGCCCUUGCUACCCGAAAAGUCGAGACAAAUAGUCAAAGACCGAUUCGCGACGACAUUCGCCGAGUCUCUACCGGACAGUCCUCUCUGGGAAGGCUAUUUCGAACUCUCUAUAGAGACUCGAAAGGGAAGAGAAUUCUUGCACUCCUUGAAAACCCCAGGUGCAUCGUUUGCCGACCUAGAUCUCGUCCCUCAUUUAGAACACUUACGAAGGGCUCUGCAUCGCUGGAGACGGCAGUACUACCAUCAUGAUGUCAAAUCGUUAUUAAAUGCAUGUCUUCUUAUGGAGUUCUACUACAUAAACUUGUUCUGCUUCGCUCCGGCAGCUCAAGCCGUACAAAUUGGUUCCAGAGCCGUGCCGCAAGAAACACUUCAAGCCUUGUCUGAGUUUGAGGACCAGGCAACACAGGCCAGCCACGCACUUCUAUCUAUAGUUGUGGAUGACCUGAAGCCUUCAGAGCUCAUUAAAUAUCUACCAGUUCGAUGCUGGCUAUUCAUCGUUGCUGCGAGCCUUCAUCUGCUCAAGGCAACCCUAACAAAAACCCAGGAUGUAAAUCGGGAACAUCCAAAUAUCCGUCUUCUACGUCGUGUUAUCAAUGCAGUCCACAGUGGCUCUCCAGAUGACUCGCAUAUGGCAAUCCGAUAUGCCAAGUUUCUGGGUAUUAUGGCACAGAUAGCUCUGCCAGCCGCGUCGAGCAGCCCUGAUAUAGCAUCAAGAGGAGGAAUGGGGGAAUACAAUGGUGAUGCUGGAUUUCAGCUGAAUGACGGCUUCGAGGAAGUAGCCUAUGGUUAUACAUUUAAUAAUGUGACAGUUGAGGGAGUCAGUGACUGGAAUGCUCUUCUUGACUUAGACUUGGCUCCAGAUCUUUUUAUGUGGUGGGAGUCUAUGUAUAGUUAACAUGCUUUUCCUCAUUGAGUUUCUUGUCCUUUUGGUGCCUCUUUAAUCUAUUCUGUUAAGCUGCUAAGCUUAUCUUGGGCUGCACACAGCAAAGUUUUAAGGGCAGAGGAGCCAACGCUCUGCCAUCGUGGAGCUAUCUUACUCAAUUCUUCCGCCACUAUGGCAAUAUUGGCUAUGCUGCCAUGGAUGGUGGAUGGGAUGCCUUUGAUGCCGCUACUGACUUUACCAAUGACGCCAGCUGGCUUAUUAGUAGCUUGUUCCAGGGUUAAAGAUAGAUCCAUAUAAUGGCAGAGCGGCUUUAAAUUAAACGUAACUCUGUUAUUU